Messenger RNA from Protopterus annectens (West African lungfish), 1371 nucleotides. RefSeq names its product histamine H3 receptor-like. The transcript is spliced from 5 exons. NCBI's taxonomy places the organism in Eukaryota, Metazoa, Chordata, Ceratodontiformes, Protopteridae. Gene Ontology annotation, biological process: adenylate cyclase-activating adrenergic receptor signaling pathway. The coding region runs from base 1 to 1371 and encodes 456 amino acids. Gene Ontology annotation, molecular function: histamine receptor activity. Gene Ontology annotation, cellular component: membrane. The record is from RefSeq and is a predicted model, not a curated record.
AUGGGUGGAAGUAGCAGCCCAGAAUCAAAUGCGGCAAGGGCAGAGGAAGGCAAACUGGAAGGGGAGUCACCAGCAAUGGAGGAAAUGAAAGAUCAAAUAGAAAUAUAUGACUUGAAGUCAGAUGCAGACGAUGAAUGGAAUAUAAAUGCCAUGGAUGCAGUAACUGACAUUUUUGACUCAAGCGCCUCAACUUUUUUCACCAAACCUACUUUAGUUUCCAAUUAUACUUUUUAUUCUGAAACUGCUCUUCUUCCUCAAUUUACUGGUGCCACAUUAGUGGUUCUAGCUGCAUUGAUGACAACAGCCGCAGUUUUGAUAACAUUUGGAAAUGCUUUGAUUUUCCUUGCCUUUGUGGUAGAUGAAAGGCUUAGAACACAGAGUAACCUGUAUCUUCUGAGCUUGGCUGUAUGUGACUUUUGCAUAGGUGCAGUCUCCAUUCCUUUUAAUAUACCCUACGGGCUAUAUGGAACUUGGAUGUUUGGAAGAGCAGUUUGCAAAUUUUGUAUAGUAACAGACUACACAGCAUGCGCAGCUUCAGUGUUUAACAUUGUUGUUAUCAGUUAUGAUCGACACCUGUCUGUCACUAAUCCGGUGGCACAUCGAGCUCAGCAAACAUGUAACACCAUUACCAAGAUUACUGCUGUAUGGCUGCUUGCAUUUAUUAUUUAUGGACCAGCACUGAUUUUUUGGGACAUUAUCACAGGACAAUCUCAAGUACCAAGUGACCAUUGUUAUGCUGAAUUUACAUAUAGUUGGUAUUUUUUAGCUUGCCUUCUAACUUGCAAUUUUUUCAUUCCCUUCUUCAGUGUAAGCUAUUUCAAUUUAGGUAUAUACUGGAAUAUCAGAAAACGAAUGAAAAAUAGGCAAACUAAAGUGAUUAAUAAGAGGCAAUCUGAGUCAAACAGUGAAGGAGAAGAAACAUUUUUAUCCUUCAUACGACUAUAUAUACUUUUUCUAAAGAAAAGGGUAGUUUGUUCUUCUGUCUCAAAAGAACCUACUGUUACCAAAUAUUCUCGGCAAAAUCUUUCAAUGCAAAAAAUGGACAAAAUUAGUAACAAUCUGAAUGACAGGCACAUCUCAUCAACAGAGGAUGAGCAGAAAACACCAUCUCAAAAUUCUGCAGUAAGGCUGUCCAAGGAUAAAAAGAUUGCAAAGUCUCUUGCUGUGCUUGUUUGUAUUUUUGGCAUUUGCCAGGCACCAUACACAUUUGUUUCUAUUAUUAAUUCAACAAGUUGGACUGAUGUUGGAUAUUUUUGGAGUUGUAUCACAGGAUGGAUUAUGUGGCUGAACUCUCUCAUAAAUCCUCUUUUGUAUCCAUUGUGCCACCGCAGUUUCCGAAGAGCAUUCUCUAAAAUAUUUUGCCAUAAAUAA